AUGGAGGCAGUUAAUGCGGAGGCGAUUCUAGAGCGACGUCACGAGAUUCGCACGAGUCUGAGAGCUGUGGAGAACUCGCUGAGAGAAGCUGGAGCAGUCACAGACGGAUACAGCAGCGCGUACUGGUUAGAACCGCCCCAUGCUCAUGGGGAUAGUCGUCCUUUGGUCUCGCUCUUCUGUCGACAGGUUGAGCACGUUUCCAAAGCGACUUUGGCUCGUCUUGCAGCCCAUCGCUUUGAUUUCGAUCCCCCUGAUCCAGUUCGGUAUUAUUGGAGACUGACGCCUCUAGGUGAAGCCAAAUGUCGCCGGAUGUGGAGUCUGUUUGAUGAUGACCGGGACGGACAGUGGACCUACGUAGAGUUUUGCGAGUAUAUGGCAGCGUUAAAAUGCUCGACGAACUCGGUCGAGUUGAGAGCAUUUGAGGACAGCGCAGAGACGUGGAGGAUGUAUAUGAGUGAUAUGUGUGAGCUAAAUGAGGAAAGAAAGCUCACGUUCGAAGGCUUUAAACGGUACCGAGAGCUGAUUGAAGACGAGCAGCCACUGGAACGAGAUUUGACAACUUUAAAUAUUUCGCUGGAAUGGGAAGAGCUCGAGAGGGUGGAGAUAAUGAAGCAGCUCUUUGACGAGUAUGUUGAGGGUGAUCCGAUGGGUACAGUGACAGCUAGAGCAGCACAAUAUCUACUGGCGGAGGUUGGGAUUCCACUGACAAGUGAAGAGACGAUAGAAAUUGUAGAAAAAAGAUACCAACAUGCACGAUGUCAACGCUUUAUUCACCAGUUAAAGCGUACGUUGCGGCUGUUUGGAUAUCGGCAGAAGUCAGCAUUGCAGUUUACGACCGAAGGCCUCUCUAACAAGACUGGACACAAUGAGGAGCAACCUCGAAUCUGCAAGGUCGGACUGCUGAGUCUCGUGUUCUCGUCGUGGUCUCCAGCUGUGAAGACCUAUUGGCGGCGAUUCGUUUUGCAAUGCAGGUUACAGUCUUUCAGUGCCUUGAGACGACUCAAGCGACGAGUUCACUGGGUUUUCACAUGUGUGCGGAAAGUAGCAGCGACGGGGAUGCUCUCAGCGAGCUGUUUGCAGUCGCGUACGCCUGGAAGCGACCGCGGCGACUACAUGCUGAAAAUGGAGAUUGGACCCACGUUUGCUACAACUUCAAGUGUCCAUAUCACUUACAACUCGGAUGCCGAUUCUGCGGCUACACUGCAUGAGCUUAAUUAUCUCGAACGCGGUGCUGAGUGCUUCCUGUACAUUGAUGUAGCCUGUCGGAGCGGCAUGAAAGAAAGCGAUUCUCAUCUCCUGGUUGACCGGAUAACCUGGUUCAUUGGAGAAUAUUUCCGCGAUCAUAUCGAGUCUCUGCCAUGUUUUCAUCGCUGGUUUGUCUCGAUACCGACAAAGCAGCAGCUACGUUUGGGACCAACAAGCAGCAACGUUUCUGCGACACCCUCUGUGGUGAUUCGACUGGUUAUUCUGUUUACAGGCAAGAUGGAUCUGUACCACGUGAUGCAGUCGCUCGGGUUGCCUUCGUCGAUGCAGUUCGACCACCUUCUCCAGCGCUUUUCUCUACGCUUUCUAUGCAGCCACUCCCUGGAGGAUAUUCUGGUGACGAAGAACCUGAAUCUCGGAGCCCAAUGGUCUUGUCGAGCUCAAAUGGACGUGCGUUUGAACCGACAGGCUUGGGCUCAGAUCUUCUCUCAAGUGGCGUAUCAUCUCGACGCCGAGCUGACUCACGAGCAUGAAGAUGCCGAGAAAAUCUUCAGGAUCCGGAGCUUGUGGAGAGUAAAACUGAAACUCGUCGGCUUUCACUGA
Molecule: messenger RNA, 1806 nt
Organism: Phytophthora infestans T30-4
Lineage: Eukaryota; Oomycota; Peronosporomycetes; Peronosporales; Peronosporaceae
Exons: 5
Coding region: 1-1806 (601 amino acids)
Molecular function (GO): calcium ion binding
Source: RefSeq, a predicted model, not a curated record